Messenger RNA from Schistosoma mattheei, 1143 nucleotides. NCBI's taxonomy places the organism in Eukaryota, Metazoa, Platyhelminthes, Trematoda, Strigeidida, Schistosomatidae. The record is from the annotation of a GenBank genome assembly.
AUGGUACUUAAGUUCGGUCCAGAUAAUCCUCCAAUUGUUAUUGACAACGGAACAGGAUUGUUGAAAGUUGGCUAUUCUGGUGAAAUGGAACCACGAGCAGUCGUUCCCAUGAUCCUCGGUCGACCCAAACAUAUGAAAGUUAUUGCUGACAGAAAUUCUGACGAAUGCUUCGUCGGUGAUAUAGCCGGUGGUAAAAGAGGUGCAUUAACUUUAUCUUAUCCAAUGAUGAAUGGUAUUGUACAAAAUUGGGAUGAUCUAGAAACUAUCUGGCAACAUGUCUUUACCAAUGAACUACGUGUUCUUCCUGAGAAUCAUCCUAUGCUUUUGACUGAAACACCAUUGAAUCCUAAAGUAAAUCGUGAGAAAAUGGCGGAAAUUAUGUUUGAACAAUUUCACGCACCAGCAGUUUAUAUCUCAAUUCAAGCUAUUCUCUCACUUUAUGCUUCAGGUCGUACAACUGGUUUAGUAUUGGACUGUGGAGAAGGCGCUACACACUUGGUUCCUGUAUUUGAUGCGUAUGUUAUUCCGACGGCUAUUCACCGAAGAAAUUUAGCAGGACGUGAAGUAACCAACUAUCUUAAACAUUUACUCACUGAAAGAGGUUACAAACUGAUUACAACAUGUGAACAUGAAAUUGCUCGUGAUGUAAAAGAAAAUCUUUGUUAUGUUGCCAUGGAUUACGGCAAAGAACUACAAUUUAGCCAAGGAGAUAAAAAGAUGUACGAAAUGACGUAUCGUCUACCUGAUGGUCAGCUGUUAAAUAUUGGUAGUGAAAGGUUCCGUGCACCUGAAUUGAUGUUCGAUCCCAAGUUAGCUGGUUACGAAAUGAAUGGAAUUCACACUGCCACAAAUGAAACUAUACUGGCUUGUGGAAUGGAUGUCAGAAAGAGUUUUUGGUCAAAUAUUAUUCUUACUGGUGGAGGUACAAUGUUUCGUGGUUUCCCGGAACGACUACGUAAAGAAUUGCAUCGUCUAGCCCCAAAAGGUGCUACAGUAAAGGUGAUGGCAUCUCCUGAACGAAAAUACUCAGUAUGGAUUGGUGGUGCUGUUUUAGCCUCUUUAAGUACUUUCAAUGAAAUGUGGGUAACGAGAGAAGAAUAUAACGAAUUUGGUUUAGAAAUUGUACAUCAGAAAUGCGUUUAA